Humulus lupulus (European hop) is the source of this 2370-nucleotide messenger RNA. Its product is annotated as ankyrin repeat-containing protein ITN1. NCBI's taxonomy places the organism in Eukaryota, Viridiplantae, Streptophyta, Magnoliopsida, Rosales, Cannabaceae. The record is from RefSeq and is a predicted model, not a curated record. The coding region runs from base 135 to 1925 and encodes 596 amino acids. Gene Ontology annotation, molecular function: protein phosphatase 1 binding; protein phosphatase regulator activity. Gene Ontology annotation, cellular component: plasma membrane. The transcript has 4 exons.
UGCUUUCCCAGCACUUUCCUUUCUUUUUUAGUUUUCAUUAUCAAUCAGCUAUUGUCUUCUUCGUCUUGUUCUGCUUAGCUCAAAAACUUUGAAUGAAGCCCUAAUCGUUUCUCUCUCUAGAAUCUCUCUCUCUUAUGGCGACCUUAGUCGAUUAUGGUGGUGGGAGGGACUUGGAGUCAGGUUUGGUGAGUUCAGCAUCAGUAGCAUCAUCCUCAGCUGCUGCGAUGAGUCAAAACUCGAUGGCGGAGCCAUCGCCAUCGCCGUCGCCGUCUUCGACGGCAUCGGCGCCGGCUCUUGUUCUAUCUAACUCUGGCAAGCGGAUCGAUCAGGCUGGGAGGAAGAAAUAUGUAAAGCAGGUGACGGGGCGGCUUAACGACACUGAACUUCACUUGGCCGCGCAGCGCGGUGAUCUGGCGGCCGUGAAGCAGAUUCUAGAUGACAUUGAUAGUCAGAUGGUGGGGACUCCGAGAGGCGCUGAGUUUGAUGCCGAGGUGGCGGAGAUUCGGGCGUCUGUGGUGAAUGAGGUGAAUGAGUUGGGAGACACUGCCUUAUACACAGCUGCGGACAAAGGGUAUCUUGACAUCGUUAAGGAGUUGCUAAAGUAUUCGAACAAAGAAACUGUUUCGAAGAAGAAUCGAGCUGGAUAUGACCCCCUUCAUAUCGCUGCAAACCAAGGUCACCAUGCAAUUGUCCAAGUGCUACUAGAUCAUGAUCCUGGGCUUAGCAAAACAAUCGGUCCAUCAAAUUCAACCCCACUAACAUCUGCAGCUACAAGAGGGCAUACUGCAGUUGUCAUUGAACUUCUCUCAAAAGAUGGUAGUUUAUUGGAGAUAUCCAGAUCGAACGGGAAAAAUCCAUUGCAUUUGGCUGCAAGACAGGGACAUGUAGAAAUUGUAGAUGCAUUACUUAUAAAGGAUCCACAAUUGGCACGGAGGACUGACAAGAAAGGGCAAACUGCAUUGCAUAUGGCUGUUAAAGGGCAGAGCACUGGGGUGGUGAAAUUGCUUCUUGAGGCAGAUGCUGCCAUUGUGAUGCUUCCAGACAAAUUUGGUAACACAGCAUUACAUGUAGCUACCAGGAAAAAGCGGGCAGAGAUAGUAAAGGAGUUGCUACUCCUUCCAGACACCAAUGUUAAUGCAUUGACAAGAGACCAUAAAACAGCUCUUGACAUUGCUGAAGAACUUCCUCCUUCUGAAGAUUCCACAGAUAUAAAGGCGUGCCUUGCUGAACGUGGUGCUGUAAGAGCUAAUGAACUUAACCAACCAAGGGAUGAAUUGAGGAAAACUGUAACUCAAAUUAAAAAAGACGUUCAUACUCAGCUUGAACAAACAAAGAAAACAAACAAAAAUGUCCAUAAUAUUUCAAAAGAACUCAGGAAACUCCACCGUGAAGGAAUCAACAAUGCUACCAACUCGGUCACUGUGGUGGCUGUGCUUUUUGCAACAGUUGCCUUUGCAGCUAUCUUUACUGUACCUGGUGGUGAUAAGGACGAUGGUACAGCUGUGAUGGUAAAAAGCCCUCCCUUUAAAAUUUUCUUCAUCUUUAACGCCAUUGCACUUUUCACUUCUUUGGCCGUUGUGGUUGUCCAAAUUACACUGGUUAGAGGUGAGACGAAGGCAGAGAAAAAGGUAGUGGAGGUAAUCAAUAAGUUGAUGUGGCUGGCUUCAGUGUGCACUUCAGUGGCCUUCAUGGCCUCCUCGUACAUAGUAGUGGGACGAAAACACCGAUGGGCUGCAAUUCUGGUCACAUGCGUUGGGGGGUUGAUAAUGGCUGCUGUUCUUGGCACCAUGACCUAUUAUGUAGUAAAGUCAAAGAGAUCCCGGUCUAUGAGGAAGAAGGAGAAGUAUUCAAAGAGAAGCGGUUCCAACUCAUGGCACCACUCUGACUUUUCCAAUUCAGAGAUUGAUCGAAUUUAUGCCCUUUGAUGUGUGAAUCUGUGUAAGGGCAUCAUUGUUAUCAAACCAUUGAAACCUAAACUAGUGCAGAUCCGGUGUAGCUAUGGAGUUAAUAAGAACAUAUAUUUGGCUGUGCCACUACCAGUUACUCUUAUUUGGCUACAUCCCGAACUGGAAGACCUUAGCUAUUUUGAACUACUAAUGUCUUAUCCCGAUUGUCAUUUCUACAAAAGGAAAACAAAAGAAGUUUAAGGGGGUUAGGAGUAAGUGAUAUGCUAUAUAUGACUUGUGUGGAUGACAUUAUGAUGGGCAGAAGCUACUGACAUCGUUCCAAUUUGUAAUAUCCAAAAACAAAAGAUAUCCCAAGUUUAUAUCAGAAAUCAAUGUGAUUUAGCUAAGCAAGCUUUAUUUAUCGUGUAUGCUAGAACAAUUAUCUUUCAAAUAAAUAAAUAUAAAGAACUAUAGCAUUUUACUA